Molecule: messenger RNA, 1632 nt
Organism: Astrephomene gubernaculifera
Lineage: Eukaryota; Viridiplantae; Chlorophyta; Chlorophyceae; Chlamydomonadales; Astrephomenaceae
Source: the annotation of a GenBank genome assembly
UGACUUGAAACCAGACCGCUUUUAGGCAAGCCGUUUCUAACUUGCGACUCUCAACCCUUUUUAGAAUUAGAUCAUAAUCCUUUAGGUAGACGCUUUAGGCAGCAAAACCUAAAACAUUUCGUUUCAUAGUUGCCUCCUGCGCUGAGAGGUGGGAAGUCGAGGCAGAAUGCCCGGCAGCAUCCUCUACAGCCUUGUGGCAAGGGGACAGGUGGUUCUCGCAGAACACAGCGUCAUCACCGGAAAUGCAAGUGUCAUCGCAAUUCGCAUCCUGGAGAAGCUGCCCCAUGAGGACACUCGAGUGAGCUACACCCAGGAGCGGCACAUGUUCCACGUGAUGGUGGCGGAGGGCAUCACAUACAUGGCGGUGGCGGAGGAGUCCUUCGGGCGGCGCAUCCCCUUCGCUUUCCUGGACGACGUGAGGGGGCGCUUCGCCGGCAUGUAUGGAGCGGCAGCCAAGGAGGCGGUUGCCUACGAGUACAACACGGAGUUCAGCCGGGUGCUGGCGGAGCGAGCUGCGUUCUUCAGCGACCCGGCGGCAGACGCCAUCAACAGAGUCAAGGGCGAGCUCCAGGAGGUGAAGCACAUCAUGAUUGAGAACAUCGAAAAGGUGCUGGAGCGGGGGGAGCGACUGGACUUGCUGGUUGACAAGACGGAGGGGCUGCAGCAGGUGUCUCUGGCCUUCAGACGGGAAGCGCGGCGACUCAAACACACGCUGUGGUGGAAGAACGUGCGGCUGUGGCUGGUGGUGAGCGCCGCCACGGGGCUGCUGGUCUACAUCAUCCUGGCGGCCAUAUGCGGCUUCACGCUGCGGCACUGCUGAGCGGCGCAGCAGGCGGUGUUGAGCUGCGGCGGCGGCGGUGUCACUGCUGAGCGAAGCUCGCCGCCGCCCUGCGAGCUGAGACGGCUGUUGAUGUUGAUGUUGAGGCGGAGGGGGAGGAGGUUUUCUGUUGUGGCGUGGUUAGACAGACGCGCAGCCGGCGCAGGCAGCAGGUGCUGGCUGGAUGUCGGUAGGUGCUGCCGCCGGUAGGGUUGGUAGGUGCUGCAGGGGUUUGCUACUUGCCAUUUGACUGUCUCGCCGGUCUUCCGGACGGAAGGCAUGUGGCGCUUCCCUUAUUGUUCUUGUUUGUUCGGAAGCACUCAUGAACAGGGCAGACUUGGAAAUGUGGGAUUAAAUGGGUAAAUGCUGUGUCUUGGGGCACCACACCCGGGACGUCAGGUACUGUGAAUUGAGCAGGAUGAGUCAUUUGCAUGCUUGCAUGUGCAGGAGUGGAUUGGGGGUGUUGCUUUGGGGAUGCAGGAUGCAGGGGGGCAAUCACAAGCACAAGCACAAGGGCUAGUAUUGUAGAUGCUUUAGACAGAAGCUCAUGUUUGCCGUGGAUGGCAUUCCUGUGGUAGGCACUCCUUGCCAACAGGAGGGUUGUGGACAUCCAACUGCAGUGUUGUUGAUCGCACACUCUUCUUACCGCAACAAGAGGUUGCAGCUGGGUGAAAAGGGGUGUAUGCCGUAGUUGUGAAUGCAGUUAGACGGAAUGAGACGUCCUGUGCUUAUUGCCCUGCUUAGCCCGUUUGCGGAUCCGGAUCGCUUUGUGCGAGUGUGCUUGAGCGCUGCGGAUCACCAAUUGCCCGCUCGAA